This is a messenger RNA of Monopterus albus (swamp eel), 1300 nucleotides long. RefSeq names its product TNF superfamily member 14 (gene tnfsf14a). Bases 196 to 897 code for a protein of 233 amino acids. Gene Ontology annotation, molecular function: tumor necrosis factor receptor binding. Gene Ontology annotation, biological process: immune response. Lineage: Eukaryota; Metazoa; Chordata; Actinopteri; Synbranchiformes; Synbranchidae. The record is from RefSeq and is a predicted model, not a curated record. The transcript has 5 exons. Gene Ontology annotation, cellular component: membrane.
UUCUGCAGCUGCAUUGGAAAAUUUUAUAUUAAUUACAGUGUGACAAUUAGAGUUACUGAGUGCAGAGAGGGGCAUCCCUGACAUCCUCCAGAGUCGCUCUGGUGAUACAGCUCCAGCUUUCUAUAACUGAGUCUGCUCUUUAUCUGACUACUGGUGAGCCAUCUCUACUUGAACCAGUAACAAAGAACUGUAGGUAUGGCUGAAGAUGGGUAUCCCUCUGUGUAUGUGGUGGACAGCCAUGCCACUCGGCCUCCAGUACCAAUGAGGCAGAACCAGGUGCAAAGGAGACACGGGGUGGCUCAGACCCUGCUGUUCCUGCUGGUGAGCUUGGCGUUAUGCGGGAUGGCCGUAGAAGCGUGCUUGAUCUACCAUCUUUAUCAGUCUGAAUCUGCCACCUCUGCAUCGUCGUCUAAGCUUAUUGGAGGUGAAGCUGUUACUUAUCAGCCCAGUGAAGCUGUUACUUAUCAGCCCGGUGAUGUUUCUCCUUCCAAACCAGUUGCACAUCUGACAGAUGGACAAGAUGUAGUUCAUGGAAAAGAAAUCAUGGCAUGGAGCAUGGUUGCUGAUCCUCUCCUUUAUGAAAUUGACUACAAAGACGGAAAUCUUGUCAUUCAGAAAGAGGGUUAUUACUAUGUCUAUUCCAAGGUUUUCUUCUUUGACAGUGAUAAAUUUAACCACUAUAUUAAUGUGAAAAGUAAAUUGUACCCUGGGGGAUACAUUCCUCUCCUGCAGGCUCAAAAAUACUCACAACAUUCCAACACAGUGCGAUCCAACAGUUACCUGGGUGGAGUGUUUCACUUCUACAAAGACGAUGCCAUUUUUGUGAAAGUGAGCAGUACCUCAAAACUUGACAGACAUAAAUCCUUUGAAAACACCUUUGGAGCAUUUAUGAUAUAAAUCUAACAUUUCACCAUUAAUCUAAAGGUAUGGUUUCAGAAUAUAUAAACAUGGAUGAACCUUGUGGAGGGGUAAUGAUUCACUUUGUAAUGUAAAAGCAGGUCCAUAACUGGAAAGAGAGGCAGGUUAGAAAACCUCUCUGUGCCUUGAAGUGCUGGUGGCUUUUUUACUGAGGGUGAAAACUGCUUUCAGAUUAUGUUUGACAAUGUAACACAAUUCUUUUUCACAUCAGGGACUUUUUAUUGUAUAUACUUACUUGUGUACUUACUUUAAAAUUCUUUUUACUCUCGCUGUAACACUUGCUGCAGAUAAUUUAUUCUUUCAGUAGUAGAAUGAACAACAUAACUGCUUUUAUUCUGCUAUAUUAAUGUACAAUUUUGUAUGCAAAAAAGUGAAAUAAACA